ACAUUUUGAGAAAGGUAAUGUUAAAAAAGUACCAUGAGUGAAAAAUCUAAAACUUAGAAUCGGACGGGCUUUUUUUUGGAUCUUGGGAGGGGUUAAAAAUCCUGAUUCGCCUCUAUCAACAGCCACAAAUAGGCCCAAUUGGGGCAAAAUUCCUAAACCCAACUUGGAUUGUGGUUGCUUUUCCAACGGCUCUCUGCCCCACUGACCAGUAUCGUUAUCGCCGCCAAUGCCAUUUUGCUGUGUCCCGCCCAAAUGUUGGGUUCGAGCUUUUACUCAUCAAUGGACGGUAUACAUACAAAGAAGUGAUUCGACCAACAUAGAAAGUCUUUGACAAGCAGCAUUGAGGAUAAUGGAGGCCCCAAGAUCUCCCGUUUUGAUAUCUUCGGAUUUCUGUGCGUAUCACCUCCAAACAUGCCUCAAAUUGAGAGACCCUUUUGCUGGGAAAGCAAUCCACACUCUAGUCAUCAAAGCUGGUCUUCAUCUCAGCGUCUACUUGAUGAAUAACCUAAUGAACUUUUAUGCCAAAACUGGGUCUGUUUCUGAUGCUCACCGUUUGUUUGAUGAAAUGCCUGUUAGGACUUGCUUCUCCUGGAAUACCAUUCUAUCGGCUUAUGCAAAACGGGGUCAGUUUGAUAUGGCCAUUCGGGUUUUUAAUGAGAUACCUGAACGUGAUUCUGUUUCCUGGACUGCCAUGAUCGUGGGUUACAAUCACAUGGGUCGUUUUAGCAAUGCUGUUAGGAUGUUUGUAGACAUGAUUUGGAAUAGAGUUCCACUGACUCAGUUCACGGUUACUAAUAUUCUUGCCUCUUGUGCUGCAAUUGAAGGUUUAGGUAUUGGUAGGAAGAUUCACUCCUUUGUUGUUAAAUUUGGGCUGAGUAGUUACGUUUCCGUUGCGAAUUCACUGAUAAACAUGUAUGCUAAGUCUGGGGACCCAAUGACUGCAAAAGUUGUAUUUGACAGCAUGAGAUCGAAAGAUAUUUUGACCUUGAAUGCUAUGAUUUCUUUGCAUAUGCAAUGCAGUCGCUUUGACCUUGCUGUCUCUCUGUUUGAGCAAAUGACUGAACGGAAUAUAGUUUCUUGGAAUGCAAUAAUUGCAGGAUACAAUCAACAUCGAUGUGAUGUGGAAGCACUCACUGUCUUCUCAAAUAUGCUGAAAGAUUCUUCUUUAAAACCAGAUAACUUUACUUUGGCAAGUGUUUUGUCAGCUUGUGCUAAUCUUGAGAAGUUGCAACUUGGGAAACAAAUCCAUGCUCACAUUAUAAGAAAUAAUUUUGAUACCUCUGUUGAAGUAGGAAAUGCUCUGAUCUCAAUGUAUGCCAAUUCUGGUGGUGUUGAAAUUGCAAGAAAGAUUUUAGUAGACAGCAGGACCUCAGAUCUCAAUGUUAUUGCUUUUACAGCCCUAUUAGAUGGAUAUCUUAAGCUAGGGGAUAUAAGCCCAGCAAGAAAGAUAUUUGACUCAUUGAGAAACCGUGAUGUGAUUGCAUGGACAGCCAUGAUUGUAGGUUAUGCACAAAAUGGACUGUAUAAUGAUGCUUUGGAGCUGUUCAGAUCAAUGAUAAGAGAAGGCCCCAAGCCAAACAAUUAUACUUUGGCAGCCAUGUUGGGUGUCAGUUCAACUUUAGCUUCUUUGGAUCAUGGAAAACAAAUUCAUGCAAGUGCCCUAAGAUCAGGGGAAGUGUCAUCAGUUUCUGUUAGCAAUGGUCUAAUUACUAUGUAUGCCAAAGCUGGAUGCAUCAAUGCUGCAAAGCAAGUAUUCAAUCUGAUACAGUUGAACAAAUUUACUGUGUCUUGGACUUCCAUGAUUAUAGCACUAGCUCAACAUGGUCUUGGGGAAGAAGCCAUUGAACUAUUUGAAACAAUGCUCACACUUGGUAUUAAGCCUGAUCAAAUAACUUAUGUUGGUGUUCUCUCUGCCUGUACGCAUGCAGGAUUGGUGGAGAAGGGCAAAAGCUACUAUAAUUUGAUGAGAAAUAUCCACAAAAUUGAACCCACCAGUAGCCAUUAUGCUUGCAUGAUUGACCUGUUUGGUCGUGCUGGAUUGCUUCAAGAAGCAUUCGAUUUUAUUGAGACUAUGCCUAUAGAACCAGAUGUUAUAGCUUGGGGUUCUUUUUUAUCUUCUUGUAAAGUUCAUAAGAAUGUUGAUUUGGCUAAAGUUGCAGCAGAAAGAUUACUCCUUAUUGAACCUGAUAAUAGUGGAGCCUACACGGCCCUUGCUAAUUUAUACUCAGCUUGUAGAAAUUGGGAUGAUGCUGCAAAAAUUAGAAAGUCGAUGAAGGAUAGGGGAGUGAAGAAGGAGCAAGGUUUCAGUUGGAUUCAGAUUCAGAACAAAGUCCAUCUAUUUGCGGCAGAAGAUGGAUUUCACCCACAGAAAGAUGCCAUCUAUGAGAUGAUGGAAAAGAUAUGGAACGAGAUUAAAAAGAUGGGUUUCAUUCCUGACACUGAGGCAGUAUUACAUGACCUUGAAGAAGAAGUGAAGGAGCGCAUACUUUUACAUCACAGUGAGAAACUUGCCAUUGCAUUUGGGCUGAUAAGUACCCCGGAGAAUACCACACUAAGGAUCAUGAAGAACCUCAGAGUCUGUAAUGAUUGCCACUCUGCCAUUAAAUUUAUAUCCAAGCUAGUGGGUAGAGAAAUCAUUGUGAGAGAUGCUACUCGUUUUCAUCAUUUCAAGAAUGGUAUGUGUUCUUGUCGUGACUAUUGGUAGUUAUAAAAAAAUGAGAUGGGAACGAUUCAUUACUCAAGAAUUAAACUUUGUCUAUUUAGUACCUCCUACCGGAAAGUUUGAUUCAUGGAGAAAAGGCAGGUGGUACUUAUAUGUAAAGAAAUUUCUUCUCUGAGAUCAAUUUAAUAUUUUUGAAGUAGGAAAUACUAAUUUGCUAGAUAUCUUGGAUACCAUACUACAUGCCAGAAUACUAGAGACCGCUUGUAAGAGCCCAUUGGUAGAAGAAGGUCAAAUCAGAUCCAUCAACAUGGUACCAGUCAUUUGCUGAUCAUACUGAUAAUAAAAUAUUAUCUCCAAUUCCAUGACUACUGCUGUGAGUGCAUGUAUUAAGUGCUGGAAUCCGCUUAAAAAAUAGGAUGGAUGCCUUCUCCAUCCCUGGGAAUGAUGUUAAGGGUCUUGCACCACCUGCACCUGCCAGUGUUAUAUACGCAGCAAAAAGGUCAUUACCAUAUAUAUGUCACCUAUCAUAGUCCUGUAGGUAUGCUCCUCCAUGAUUUCUCUGCUUAAGUUGGGAUUACUAAUCUCAUUCUAAACUACGAGAUUAACUAGUGACUGGUGAUUCAAGAAUUUCCUAUAAUUAGGACCCUUCAGAUUUCGUCACUCAAAAGUUGCAUAAUGUAAAAUUGUAAGUAGUUAUAUUGUAGACAAAAUUUUGAAGAAACCCUCAAACUGCAAUCCUAUCAUGCCUGUCUGUCUUAAUUUUAUCUUUAUGUUGCCCAAUUGCAUAGUUAGCUAAAAGGAAUCUUAAUGCAAUAUGUCUUUUUCUA
This is a messenger RNA of Ziziphus jujuba (common jujube), 3489 nucleotides long. Its product is annotated as pentatricopeptide repeat-containing protein At2g22070. Lineage: Eukaryota; Viridiplantae; Streptophyta; Magnoliopsida; Rosales; Rhamnaceae. The transcript is spliced from 2 exons. The record is from RefSeq and is a predicted model, not a curated record. Bases 350 to 2704 code for a protein of 784 amino acids. Gene Ontology annotation, molecular function: protein binding; zinc ion binding; RNA binding. Gene Ontology annotation, biological process: RNA modification.